GAUUCUUCCCAGCAUUCCCGAGCAUUCACUGCCUUAGCAACCGCGGAGUGAGAGCGAGGCGCGGCCGGGUGAGAGGUCAGCGGAGAGACACCGAGCCAGGCAGCAGGCGGCGGCUCGGAGUCACCGGGAGAAGCUGAGGGAUCAUCCUAAAGUGCGUUUAACAUUUUGGAGUCACUAUUGACCUGAAAGUAAUUUUUAUUGAGACGUUCACAAUUACAGAUUUAUAAGAAGACAACGAAGGCUUUAAACGGGUACGAGCGACUGUAACCCCUUCUAGACUUCACCAAAGAUGUCCACCAAAACUACCAGCACCAAUAACAUAGCACAAGCAAGGAGAACUGUCCAGCAACUCCGAGUGGAGGCGUCUAUAGAGAGAAUAAAGAUUUCCAAAGCAUCGGCUGAUCUCAUGCGCUACUGUGACGAACAUGCCAAGAACGACCCUUUGCUUAUGGGCAUUCCAGCAUCAGAAAACCCCUUCAAGGAUAAGAAGCCUUGCAUUAUAUUGUAGUGUCCUCGUCGCUAGCAAACAUCUGUCUCUCUCUUUUCACUUACAACACCAAGCAGAUCCUUGCUAAAAUUAGACUAAGGAUUCUGUAAUCCACUUAAAAAAAAAAAAGGAAAAAAAAAUGUACUUUAAUCUAUACCAAUGAUUUUUUUCUAUUUGUUUUUUUUUUUUUCUUUAAUUUUUUUUUUUUUUUUUUUUAGAUUUCGUAUUCAUGGGAACAGUUUCUUAAAAAACGAAUUGUUAUUACUUAUUAGGGACGUGUUAGGGGUGGUAAAUAUUUUGGUUGGGUUGUAUUUUAUUAUGUUUUUUUUUUUUUUUUAAAUGUGCAGUGUCUACUCGUCUUAGUCGAAGUAUUGCUAGAACUCUAACCAAGACCAACGUUGCCUCCGCUUUCUGCGCAAAUUUUGCGUUGCAGAUCAUGAAUGGUGUAGCGCAACUAAAGGUCCAUUGCCAUGUAGAAUUCGUAGGUCUGAAUCUGCCAUUCCAGGGCCUUGUCCAAUGUCCUCAAUAUGUUCUAAAUUCAGGGUAACGAGUUUUUUUUGUGACGGAAAAGUGUGCUUGUCUUGUAAAGCACCAGCAGCCAUAUUUUUUUUGUUUUUUGUGAGCUGGACCAACCAAAUUUAAUGGUUUGAAUUAA
Molecule: messenger RNA, 1142 nt
Organism: Rana temporaria (common frog)
Lineage: Eukaryota; Metazoa; Chordata; Amphibia; Anura; Ranidae
Gene: GNG12
Product: G protein subunit gamma 12
Exons: 5
Coding region: 290-508 (72 amino acids)
Biological process (GO): G protein-coupled receptor signaling pathway
Cellular component (GO): heterotrimeric G-protein complex
Molecular function (GO): G-protein beta-subunit binding
Source: RefSeq, a predicted model, not a curated record